AUGGCGGCGAUGCUCCAGCCUCAGAUCAUACUUCUAAAGGAAGGCACCGACACGUCGCAGGGCAAAGCGCAAGUAGUGAGCAACAUCAACGCCUGCACCACCGUCGCCGACACCGUCCGUACAACUCUCGGCCCGAGGGGAAUGGACAAGCUCAUCCACGACGACAAGGGCAACACCACGAUCUCUAACGAUGGGGCUACGAUCAUGAAGCUGCUCGACAUCGUUCACCCUGCUGCCAAGAUCCUUGUCGAUAUCGCUAAGUCUCAGGACUCCGAGGUGAUGAAAUUAGUUUUAGUUAAUUCUAUGGCUUUUGAGGGUUUGUCUUCUGGUAAAAAGGGUAGAUUUCCUGUGAAGUAUCAACUAAGGCACAGUCUUAGUUGUAGGCGGUUUGAUGUUAAAGAUUGGAACCUGUGUCAACUAGAUAUUUUUGCACGCCUUGUAAGUUUGAUUGAAUGA
Molecule: messenger RNA, 456 nt
Organism: Asparagus officinalis (garden asparagus)
Lineage: Eukaryota; Viridiplantae; Streptophyta; Magnoliopsida; Asparagales; Asparagaceae
Product: T-complex protein 1 subunit eta-like
Exons: 3
Coding region: 1-456 (151 amino acids)
Biological process (GO): protein folding
Cellular component (GO): chaperonin-containing T-complex
Molecular function (GO): ATP binding; ATP-dependent protein folding chaperone; ATP hydrolysis activity
Source: RefSeq, a predicted model, not a curated record